AUGAUCAGGUAUAUAUGCAUGAAGGGUUACAAAACGAAAAAUAAGGUUCCAUUGACAUCAACAUGCCUUGACAAUGGAACCUGGAGUUCAGUUGAGCUAACAUGUUUGCCUGAAGCUGUUUUUGGCACUGACAUUUACGAACUCAAUAACACAUACUACAAACUAGUCCAGAUGGAACAGGACUGGGAAUCUGCUAAGGCGACAUGUGACGGUAUGGGUUUACAUCUGGUUGACAUCAAAUACCAGGAAGAACAGUUGUUUAUAACGGACAAUAUUGUACAUGAUUAUGAUUGUUAUUGGACUGGAGGUAGACGAAGGAAUGAUAAGUUGGUAUGGCUGGAUGGAACAGAUAUUGCUGCUAGCAACGGCUGGAACUGGGGAAAUAAUCAACCCAGUAACUAUGGCGGCUCUCAGAAUUGUAUCACUCUCAAAGAUUAUAACGGCUACAAAUGGAAUGACAAAUCAUGCUCCGACCAGUGCUAUGUUAUUUGUGAACUUGCGCAAUAA
Mercenaria mercenaria is the source of this 507-nucleotide messenger RNA. Its product is annotated as CD209 antigen-like protein E. The transcript has 4 exons. Gene Ontology annotation, cellular component: external side of plasma membrane. Lineage: Eukaryota; Metazoa; Mollusca; Bivalvia; Venerida; Veneridae. Gene Ontology annotation, biological process: biological process involved in interspecies interaction between organisms. The record is from RefSeq and is a predicted model, not a curated record. Bases 1 to 507 code for a protein of 168 amino acids. Gene Ontology annotation, molecular function: carbohydrate binding.